GGCGGCCGGUUCGAACGGCGGGCGCGGAGCAUGGCCGGGGCGUGCCGGGCGGCGGCGGCGCUGCGGGCCGAGCUCCACGCGCUGCACCGCGAGCGCCUGCGGCGGCUGGACCGCGCGGGGGGCGCCCGGCACGACGUGCUCGCGAUGAAAGUGAAGCUUCUUCAGUCCUAUGUAAUGGACCUGAGUGACCAGAAUGAAGUCUUAGUGCAAGCAAUGGAAGAGCUGGAGAGAGAAGCUGCCUGGAAGGUGACCACGCUGGAGGCAGAGCUUCAGCGCCCGUCCCUGGCUCAGCGCCCGGUGCCAACAGAACACCUUUCAGGAUCCACAGCAACGCAGACAACCAACUCUUCAUCAGGGCGAGGGAUGGAGCAAGAGGACCUGGGAGCUCAGGUGGCCUCCAAAGGGCAGCUCAUCCAUCAGUUAAGUGUCCAGCGGAGGGAGGCGGCUCGCAGCCAGGAGGAGGCCAGAGCUGAGGUUCUGGAGAAAGAAGCCAAGAUCCAGGAGCUGCAGCAGAUCAUCACGGGCCUUCACCAGGAAAUUUCCCUGAAGGACUUGGAGGCAGCAAGCGAAAUGCAAGAGAAGCACCUGUUGGAGACCAAGAUCCAGUCCCUGCAGCAGAUGGUGAGCAGCGCCUUGGCACCGUGUUGUCCUGAGAGCCAGCUCUCCUGCUCCCAGGCCAGCGAGCUCCUCAAGGCAGAGCUGGAACGCCGAGAUGCAAAAAUCCGGAGCCUCCAGAGCCAGCUCUUGCUCCAGCAGGACAAAGGGGAUGGCCUCGCAGCCGAGCUGGAUGCUCAAGAGCAGAGGAUCUAUCAACUGCAGACCAAGCAGAGGGAGAGGCAGGCAGAACUGGAGCAGAAGCACAGCCAGAUCCAGCAGCUCGAACAAGAUGUGGAGGCCAGCCGCCGGCUACAGGAUGAGUCUCAGAGGCAGCUUGCGGAGUGUAAUGUGCGCCUGGCUCAGGUGGAAGGAGAGAACGAGGCCCUCAGAGCCCACCAGCGAGAGCAGCUGCUGGAGGUGGAGGAUUGGGUGGCCAGCCUGAGGAGCAGUGAGCGUGCCAGGGAGUGCCUCUCCCGUGAGGCAGCAGUGUGCGAGCGGGAGGAGCAGGCGGCAGAGCAGGCGUUGCUGCGGCAAAGAGCGGCCGGGCUGCAGGAUGAGCUGCGGAAGAAAGAGGCCGCAAUGCACAGGCUGCAGACAGAGCUGCAGGAUGCCAGCCGGCUGGUGCAAGAAGCAAAGGCCCAGCUGGCCGGAGCAGAGGCAGAAGUGGUCUCCACGAGGAGCAAAUGCAGUGCAGCACUGAGAGAGGCAGCGGAGAGCAGCGCGGCGCUGCAGGGACUGCAGCAGAGGACGGCGGAGCAGGAGGCCACCAUCCACCAGCUGGAGCGCCUGGCGCGGGCCCGCCUGGACGAGCGGCAGCAGGCAGCAGAGCAGCUGCGCCGCGCGGAGGACCGGGCGCAGGUGCUGACCCGGGACCUGCAGAAGGCAGCGGCCGAGGCCCAGGCUGCAGAGCAGAAGGCACGUAUCCGUCCCUGGGUGGCAGGGAUCGCGGGCUUUUGGGCCAUGGGGCUGUUGGCCCCGGUGCUGCAGGGCAGGCUGGGCUCUGCCAGCGCAGGGGUGCAGGCUGCUCCGUCAGCUGACCCCUGCCCCACGUGCCUGUGGCAGGCACGGCGCUGCGAGGACGCGGUGCAGCGGCUGCAAGAUGAGCUGGUGGCGUCGCAGGUGGCUGCCAAGGGCAGCGCCCAGGCCCAGGAGCAGCAGCUGCAGGACGCGCGGCGGGAGGCGCAGGCGCUGCAGAGUGAGGUGCGCAGCCGUGGCCAGAUCGUUGCAACGCUCAGGAGACGCCUGGGAGCUGCCGAGGAGGAGCUGGCACGAGCUGAGGGCGAGGGCCAGACACGGGCGCUACUGCUGGAGCAGCUGCAGGCAGAGCUGCGACUGAGCCGAGAGAGCCGCCAGGCCGAGCUGCAGGGCCUGCGGCAGGAGCUGGACGCCUGCAAGGGGCAGCAGAAGGAGGCGCAGGGGCAGCUGCGGCAGCAGGAGGCCGUGAUGGCGGCACAGGGCCGGGACCUGGAGCACCAGCUGCAGCAGUGCCGGGGGCUGCAGGAGGAGGUGCAGCAGCAGGCGCAGGAGCUGGCGCGGCGGCAGGAGCAGCUGCAGGCAGCAGAGGAGCGUUUGGCUGUGGCCGAGGGCAGCUUCAGCCUGUGCCGGGAGAAGCAUGAGGCGGUGCUGAGCCAGGUGCAGAGCCUGGAGCGGGGCCUUCGGGACGCCCGCAGCCAGGUCAGGGAGCGAGACGACACCAUCGCCAGCCUGCGCAGCGAGCGGCUGGCUGUGAGGAGCCGGGCACAGGAGGCCAUGGAGCGGCUGCGCCAAGAGCUCCAGGCCACCCAGGAGGACCUGGCCCGCAGCCGGCAGCAGGCCCAGCAGUGCGAGGACAAGGCCCAGGGGCUCCGGGAGCAGCUGGCUGCCAGCCACAGCCAGGUGGCGGCAGGCGCGGCGGCACUGAGGGACGCUCAGUCGGAGUUUGCCUCCUACGCGGCUGCUCACAGCCACAGCGAUGCCAGCUAUGACCGCCUGGCUCUCCAGGCCACAGCGCUUCAGCAGAGGCUGCUGGAGCUGGAGGUGGAGAGCACUGUGCAUCAGCAGCGGGCAGAGGAGGCCGAGCGCCUGGCCCGGGACUGGGAGCUGCAGCUGGAGCGGGCGGCAGAGCAGAAGCACAGCACCAAGAGAGAUCUAGAAGCGCUGGAGCUGGAGCUGCGGGGCCUGCGGCAGAACGCAGCCGCCCAGGCAGAGCACACGCAGCUGGAGGCGGCCGAGCGGCAGCAGCAGGUGCAGCGGCUGGAGCAGCAGCUGCAGGAGAGCCACCAGCGCAGCGCCCAGAGGGCCCAGGCCAUGCAACGGCGUGAGAAGCAGCUGCGGCAGGUGCAAGCGGAGCUGGCGCAGGCACGGGCAGCGCAGGUUGGCAUGCAGCAGGAGCAGCAGCAGAGCGCGGGGACAAGCGCGGCGCUACGCCAGGAGCUGCAGGGGCUGCGGGAGAGCCUGCAGCAGGAGGCUGCGGCGCGGGCGCAGCAGGAGGAGCGGGCACUGCUGGCCCAGGGCAGCCUGCAGAGCGUGCAGGAGCAGCUGCGGCAGUGCCAGGCGGAGGCUGUGCGGCUCCAGCAGGAUGGGCGGCGCCAAGAGGCCAAGCUGCGGGUGCUGCGGGACCAGGCCACCACCAGCCAGCAAGAGGCCCAGCAGAGCAGGGAACUGCUCCAGCGCCUGAGGAAGGAGCUAAGUCAGUGGCAGGAGAAGCACGAGGCGGCUGCACAGCGGGGCCUGGAGCUGCAGCAGGCUGCAGCCAUCGCUGCCCAGCAGCUGGGGAGCAGCCAGGAGCAGGCGCAGGUCCUGCAGCAGCAGCUGCAGGCGCAGGAGGCAAUGCAGCAGGCCCUGUGCAAGGAGCGGAGGCAGCAGCAGUGCCGUGCCGACGAGCUGCAGGAGCAGCUGCAGCAUGCCACAGAGCGGGCGAGUGCAUUGGAGCUGGCAGGUGCCGUGCUGCAACAGCAGCUGAACAGCAGCCAGCGGGCGCUACGGGACCAGGAGCAGCAAAGCCACAGCCUGCAACACCACAGGAGCCAGCUGGAGACAGAGGCACGGGAGCUGCGGGAGCAGCUGCGGCAGUGCCAGGCCCAGCUCCAAGGGGCCCAGCAGCAGGCCACACACCAUGAGGCUGCCCUGGGGCGGCUGCAGGAGGCGCUGCAGGCAGCAGAGGCCCGCGCAGGGCAGAGCCAGGUGGCUGCCAUGGAAACUGCGCGGGAGCUGCAGCAGGCACGUGCCAGCAGCCAGCAGGAACUGGCUGCUGCCCUGGGACAGGCUGACGUCCUGCGCUCCUCGCUUGAAGCUGCCCGUGCCGACAGUCAGCGGCUGCAGCGUGAGAGCGAGCUGGUGCUGGCAGAUGUGCGGCAGUGGGCCACGGAGCAGAAACGAGCCAACGAGAGGCUGGGGCAGAAGCUGCGGGAGCAGAGCAAGGAGCUGGUGCGGCUGACAGGGGAGCGGGAGAGGCCCUGGUCCAGCUGCAGCAGCAGAACAAGCGCCUUGCAGCCACAGCAGAGCAGCAGCGCAUCACCUGCGAGCGUCUCAGGGCGCUCCAGGGCCGCAGCGUGGACGCAGGGGCGCUGCUGCACUCACCGUGGCUGCCGCUGCCCGGAGAAGACUGAAGUCCUGCCUGUGCACAGCAACCGCUUCCACCUCCCAGCACUGCUGACCACGAGCCCCGGCAGGCAGCACAGCCUUGUCCCUGGCAGAAACCAUGCGCAACAGCUCUGGGGGGGGGCAGGGGGCACAGGGCUGCAUGAGGCCAGCACCUGCAGGGACUGUGACUACCCCAGCAAGCAGGAGCGCAGCCCCUGGUGUCAUUAAAGUGGUGCAGGCACAGUC
Molecule: messenger RNA, 4404 nt
Organism: Alligator mississippiensis (American alligator)
Lineage: Eukaryota; Metazoa; Chordata; Crocodylia; Alligatoridae
Gene: PMFBP1
Product: polyamine modulated factor 1 binding protein 1
Exons: 30
Coding region: 31-4386 (1451 amino acids)
Biological process (GO): spermatogenesis
Source: RefSeq, a predicted model, not a curated record